CUCUGUCUCUCUGCUGGCGGAGUGAUACAAAAAGCAAAGCCGUCGUGGUGCUGCGGCUCGUGCUAAGCAGAAAUGCCUGCCUAAGGGAAAGUCGUUAGUGAUAUAGAUAUAUAUAUAUAUGUAUAUAUAUCUAUAUCUAUAUCAUACAUUUAUACAUAAACAUAGAGAGGACAAGUGUCUCAGGCGUUGACGCCGUUUAAAGCCACAGUUCGCGUGUUGAGGUGUUUAGCACGGACAGGCCGUCACAGAUCACCCUAGUCUGGAUUUGAAUCGGAAAAAGGUUUUUCCAGAACGUCAGUAUGAAUCCUCAGCAGCGGAUCGCCGCUCUCGGAACAGAUAAGGAAUUAAGUGACUUGCUGGAUUUCAGUGCGAUGUUCUCUCCACCUGUCAGUGGAGGGAAGAUCAGACCCACCACACUUGGCAGCAGUCAGUUCAGUGCGUCAGGUAUGGACGAGCGGAGCAGCCACACAUCCUGGACCACAGCUGGUGACUCCAGUCCGUCGUGUGAGAGCUCGAGGGGUUUUGCAGACAGCCCUCAUUACAGCGAUCAGCUGACUGACAGUCGGUCAGUGUCCCAUGAAGGAUUGUCUUCACCGCCUUUCAUCAAUUCAAGCAUCAUGGGGAAAACAGAAAGAGCUUCGUUUGCUGCUUACAGCAGAGAAACUGCAGCGUCUGUCAGUCAGCCUCUGAAGUUGGACGUCACUCUGACGAGUCCCAGUGCUGUGGCUUCUUCAGGGAAAUCAGCUGCUCCGUUCUACUCCUUGACUGGAGCCAAUCCCAGAAGACGUUCUCUGCAGGAUCCUCCGCCCGCUGAUGCUCGACAAACAAAAAAGGUUCGCAAGGUCCCUCCUGGCCUGCCUUCAUCUGUGUACGCACCGUCUCCAAACUCAGAAGACUUCAGCAGAGACUCGCCGUCGUUCUCUCCUAAACCGUCCGGCAGCAUGUUUUCCAGCUCGUUCUUCGAUGGAACCCACGGUUCGUCUGACCCGUGGACCUCGUCCAGUGGGAUCAGUCCGCCUGGUUAUGGGAUACUGGCAGGAUCUUCAUCUCACAUGCCACAGUCAGGGAACUACGGCAGCCUGCACACACACGAGCGCCUGAAUUACCCGGCACACACAGUCUCUCCAGACGUCAGUGCCAGUCUCCCUCCCAUGUCGAGCUUCCACCGCAGCAACAGCAGCACUUCACCGUUCGUCACCGCGGCGCACUCCCACUCUGUCACCGUGACUGAUGGAGUCAUGGCUGCUGCGAGUCGGGGGAACGCCAGCGGAAGCUCACAGACCGGAGACGCACUGGGCAAAGCUUUAGCCUCGAUUUACUCUCCUGACCACACCAGCAGCAGCUUUCCCUCUAACCCGUCCACACCUGCGGCUUCUCCUUCACCUCUGACGGCCACAGGGGGCGCCGCCUCCACUGCCCCCGUGGUGACCGCUGCCGGCUCCACGUCUGCAAGAGCAGGAACCAACCAGUGGCCCCGUGCUAGUGGACAAACUGCGUCCUCCCCAAAUUAUGAGAACUCCCUUCACUCAUUGAAGAACAGAGUUCAGCAGCAGUUACAUGAGCAUCUCCAGGAUGCCAUGUCUUUCUUAAAGGAUGUCUGCGAGUCUCGGAUGGAGGAUCGUCUGGACAGAUUAGACGAUGCGAUCCUGGUCCUGAGGAACCAUGCCGUGGGCUCCACCGCCGCUCUGCCCGGCGACAUCCACAGUCUGCUGGGACAGAAUGGACCAAUCGCAGCCCUCGGAGCAAACUUCCCCGCCUCUGCAUUGGUUCAGAGUCGGACUGCAGCGAUGCAGCAGGGCGGAGCCCACGCUGACGACGCUGCCAGUCUGAACAACAGUCAUGGAGGUUUACCAAGCACUGGCUCCACAUCCAGCUCAGACCUCAACCACCAGGUGGAAACGUUCAGAGGUCUUGCGUCGGCGCUGGCCGGUCAGCUUCCUGCCAACCUGGAGCUGAAGGUGGAGAAACAGGACAAGGACGAGGUGCAGGACAGUCUGUCCACGGACGGCAGGUCUGACGACGAGAGCGAUCAGAGAGACAAGAAGACGUCCAGGUCCGGCACGCGCUCCAGAUCUGACGGCCGGUGGACUCCGUCUCUGUCUCACAGCAUCACUGAAGACGAUUCAGAUCUGAAUCCAGAGCAGAAGGCCGAGCGCGAGCGCGAGAGGAGGAUGGCUAACAACGCUCGUGAGCGGCUGCGGGUGCGAGACAUCAACGAGGCCUUCAAGGAGCUGGGUCGCAUGUGUCAGCUGCACCUGAAGAGCGAGAAGCCUCAGACGAAGCUGCUCAUCCUGCAUCAGGCCGUGGCUGUCAUCCUGAGCCUGGAGCAGCAGGUCAGAGAGCGGAAUCUGAACCCUAAAGCAGCGUGUCUGAAAAGAAGGGAGGAGGAGAAAGUGACGGGAGGCUCCGCUGACGCAGGAGGUCGUCCAGGUCUGACCGACACGCCCAACCCCAUCAGUCAUCUCUGAGCACACAGGUCAAAGUCAUCCACAUCAUUUCUGUCCUGCUUGGACAGACAGACAGCCAGACAGACAGACAGACAGGGUCCUAAGACUGAGGAAGAGCCGAGCGUCCGGCUCGUAUUUGCAAAUGUAUCCCCACAAAGAAAAGUGUGAGAGGGAGGAGUCAGCGUCUCCUCGUCCGUGUGUGGAAACUGGAAAGUGCCUCGUGCCUAAAGUCAGUUGACGAAUGCAUUGUAACAGCAACUGAUUUAGUUUCUUUUCAUAUUUAUUGUGUUGUGCGGCUACGACGUGUUUGUCUAAAGGGAAAGUUAAAGUUUGUCACUAUGAAAACUGACCACUCCCCUUCUGCUUCUGCUCAGUCUCUGCUGAGUCUGAGAUGAAGGGAAAAUAUUUGGCACUGAUGAGACUGAGAUUAAUUUAUUGGCCAGAUUAGAAUGAUAUUUAUACCCGACUGAAAAUUAGACUUUAGGACUGAAAAGACUUAAGAAGCCCCAUUUGUUUUUGUUGUUUUUUUUUUAAAAACAAAGAAGGAUAUAUUAUUUAUACUUAUACUGUAAUCAUUCUGCCACGUGUGUAACCAACUGGUUUAGAUGAGUUUCUGUGGAAUAUUAGGUCGUCAGAGAAGGAUCAAUUAUGUCGAUUAACAAAGGCAAACUCUAGUUUUACUGAAAGCUCACAGUUUGUAUUUUAGUGUCUUAACUAAAGGAAAGUGGGCGUGGCUUCCCCUUCACUUUUCCAUAUAGUGUUCAGAGUUCCUGGUGACACUUAUUACACUUACUCUCCUCACGUCAGCACACGAGUGGCUUGUUUUUUAUUUUUCUUCUUACUCUCAUUUUUCUUUCACCAGCUUUUUUCAGAGCUUAAAGAAUAAAUAAUAACAAGAAUAAUAAAGACUAAAAUAAACGACGACCACAUCUCUUCCUGGCCUGAUGAAGAAACCACAUUUUAUUGUAUUUUAUUUUUCUGUCUGUUAAUAUCACAGGACAUUAAACUCCAACGACAGUUAAUAUCUACGUCUGCUUAUUUGUGUUAUAGCAAGUCUUCUGUUCCAAGUCGUCAUUUACUCAUUACAAUCCUUGUUGUGUUUUAUAUUUAGUUUUAUUUCUCUCUCCGUGUGCAUGCUUUAUGUUUCUCCUUUUAUUAGGUUUUUGGUCUUAAGACUUGCUUUAUAUUCCAUUUACGAUCGUUUAUAUAACAUUAUAUAAUGUACACCUUAAACAAAGCUGCCACCUUAAGAGUGUUCUGUUUAAAAAGGGACGAACAUUAGAAGAAAGAACGUUUACAUUAAAAUCAUCUUAUUUAUCAUCUUUGUUUUUGUGAAACCAACGUGAACCUGAUUAUUUGUGUGUCAUGUGACUGAAUAAUGGCCUCGUUCUUCAUCUCAGUAUUCAUGUUGGCAGACUUUGAUUGAGGGUAUGAUGUAUGAUGUCCUAGUUUCCUUUGCUGUAUUCCCAGAUCCUUGUAUAUAUAUAUAUAUAUAUAUAUAUAUAUAUAUAUAUAUAUAUAUAUAUAUAUAUAUAUAUAUAUAAAAAAAACAAAGUCAAAAGGAAAAAAAAAUGGGCUUAUUUUUCACUGUAGUUAGUCUUUUAUACAAUAAUACUGUAAGAAUAUUUCUUGAAUUUUAAAUAUUUCUCUUUCUAGAUUUUUGAAAGCAAAAGUUUUGAGUAAAAAGUUUCUUACUUUAUUUUACUAUAUUAGAUGGUAAAAUGUAAAAUCUGUCCGUUUUACACCACAUUUACAAAGAACAUAGCUGAGUUGUUGCUCGUAGACUAGGACUCACAGAUUCCUAAAAGUGCGACUUCCGUCGUUGAUUGAGAGAUGAAAGAUUUGUUCUUGUGUGAAAUGAAAAGGUGUUGUUGAUGAUGCACAUCAAGACACAGAAACUGCAGCAAAGAGAAUUUGAACAUUAUGUCUUUUUCAACAGAAAAAACCAUGUAUAUAACAUUUAUGUUGCAAUAAAUGUGCCAUCUUUUUCUAAA
Solea senegalensis (Senegalese sole) is the source of this 4441-nucleotide messenger RNA. RefSeq names its product transcription factor 12 (gene tcf12). Gene Ontology annotation, cellular component: transcription regulator complex. The transcript has 21 exons. NCBI's taxonomy places the organism in Eukaryota, Metazoa, Chordata, Actinopteri, Pleuronectiformes, Soleidae. The record is from RefSeq and is a predicted model, not a curated record. Gene Ontology annotation, biological process: regulation of transcription by RNA polymerase II. Gene Ontology annotation, molecular function: protein dimerization activity; RNA polymerase II cis-regulatory region sequence-specific DNA binding; DNA-binding transcription factor activity, RNA polymerase II-specific. The coding region runs from base 300 to 2468 and encodes 722 amino acids.